AUGUGCUGGAAGGAGACUCAAUGGAGCAGGACGUGGAGAGCCCUGUUACAAUUCAUCCACCAAAGUUGCCAAAACAAGCCAGAGAAGAUCUGCCAAAGCAUUUAAACAAAGAAUGUACCAAGAGAAGAAUCCAGAGAUACGUUAGGAAGGAUGGAAAGUGCAACGUUCACCAUGGAAAUGUAAGAGAGACUUAUCGUUACCUGACUGAUAUCUUCACUACCUUGGUUGACCUCAAGUGGAGAUUCAACCUUUUAAUAUUUGUCAUGGUUUAUACUGUGACUUGGCUGUUCUUUGGAUUCAUCUGGUGGUUAAUUGCAUACAUCCGAGGAGAUAUGGAGCACAUAGGAGAUAAGAAAUGGACCCCUUGUGUCAGUAACCUCAAUGGGUUUGUCUCAGCCUUUUUAUUCUCCAUAGAGACAGAAACCACCAUUGGAUAUGGCUAUCGGGUCAUCACAGACAAAUGUCCUGAAGGAAUUAUCCUGCUUUUAGUUCAGUCUGUUCUAGGAUCUAUAGUUAAUGCCUUCAUGGUUGGCUGUAUGUUUGUAAAAAUUUCUCAACCCAAGAAGAGGGCUGAAACCUUGGUGUUUUCUACCAAUGCUGUCAUUUCCAUGCGAGAUGGGAAGCUAUGUCUGAUGUUCCGUGUGGGGGAUCUUAGGAAUUCGCACAUUGUGGAAGCAUCAAUACGAGCCAAGUUGAUCAAGUCUAAACAGACAAAAGAGGGAGAAUUUAUACCACUCAAUCAGACAGAUAUCAAUGUGGGUUAUUAUACAGGGGACGAUCGCCUGUUUUUGGUUUCACCACUGAUCAUCAGCCAUGAAAUAAACCAACAGAGUCCUUUCUGGGAGAUUUCCAAAGCCCAAUUGCCCAAAGAAGAAUUAGAAAUAGUUGUAAUCCUAGAAGGAAUGGUGGAAGCAACAGGUAACAUUUAUUUUCCGCAUGUUUACUGUAAUUUGAAACUUCUCCUAAAACGUUAAAGGAAGAUGUUGCAUUGUAUAAGAGGUAAAAGGUAACCUGCAUAAAUAUGCAAGGAGCUAUGCUAUCAGUGUUUGUCACAAUGUGUAUCCUCAGGUCUAAGGGUUAAUCUUGUUCCUAUAGCAAGUG
Molecule: messenger RNA, 1101 nt
Organism: Anolis sagrei ordinatus
Lineage: Eukaryota; Metazoa; Chordata; Lepidosauria; Squamata; Anolidae
Source: RefSeq, a predicted model, not a curated record